This is a messenger RNA of Cotesia congregata, 783 nucleotides long. The record is from the annotation of a GenBank genome assembly. Lineage: Eukaryota; Metazoa; Arthropoda; Insecta; Hymenoptera; Braconidae.
AUGUCUGAAGAGCAUCAAUUACCGUCAGAUUCUGAUGAAGAUGAUGAAGAUUACGUUCCUGAAGGAGCUGAGCCAGUAGGAUCAGAGGCGGAAUCUGAAGGAGAAAUAGAAGAUGAGAGUGGACCUGAAGAUGAAAAUGACGAGAAUGAACAGAAUUCGAAAAAACAAAAAAAGAGAGGUAGAAAAGGAAAAAAGAAUAAAGCUCACAAGCGUAAAAAGAUUGAAUCUAAAGAUAUUGAAAGUGAAGAUGAAGAGGAGAAAAAUGAAACUAAAGUUAUAAGAACAGUAUCAAAACCAAAACCGCAGAAAUCAUCAAAUAGCUCGCAAGCAAAUAAUCCAAUUGUAAGGCCUAAAGUUGAAGAGAAAGUUAAAAUAACAAAAAUAUUUGAAUUUGCUGGUGAAGAAGUCAAAGUUGAGCAACAUGUUCCCGCAGAUUCUGCAGAAGCUAGACUGGUAUUAUCUUCAACAGAAAAAUCAUUGAAUCAACCAGAAAUAAAAAGUGAUUCAAGCAAAGUUAUUAAAAAAACUCGUGGAGGUGGUCUUGGUGGAAUAUCUUCAGUUUUAGGUCAAAUUGGGAAGAAAGCAAAAAUCAGUACUCUAGAAAAAUCAAAACUUGAUUGGGAUAACUUUAAAAAAGAAGAAAAUCUCGAUGAAGAAAUAACAACUUUCAAUCGUGGCAAAGAUGGUUAUUUAGAACGUCAAGACUUUCUUCAACGUGCAGACGUUCGUCAAUUUGAGAUUGAAAAACAACUCAGAACAAUAGGAAGACGAAGUACACGAUGA